AAAUUAAUUCUUACAAUCGGUGACGGUAUGGAACAACUGCUAUUCUGCGGAGAACUGAGUGAUGUCCAGUUCGCAGUAGGACGCGACUACGGUACCGUCAAAAUCUUUCCAGCUCUUAGAGCCAUCUUGAGUAUCCGCAGCGCUGUGUUCCGUACAAUGUUCUAUGGAAGUGUGCCAGAGAACUGCUCGACUCCCAUCGACAUUUCCGACAUUCAUCCGGAGGCCUUCGCUAAUAUGAUCAGUUACGUGUAUACCGAUGAUGUGAAGGAGCUGACACUGGACAACGUCUUCCACACACUGGGCUGUGCGGACAAAUACGACUUGUCACAUUUGGUAUUCAAGUGCACCGACUUCGUCCUUCGUGCGCUCAACAGCAACAACUGCCUGGAUAUGCUGAAUGGUGCGGUUCAGUACGGGAUCAGAGCGCCAGAGAUCUUGGAGAAGUGUCUGUGCCUAAUUGAUCAAUCCGCAGAAACUGUGUUGAAAUCGGAGAAUUUCUGUGAAAUUGGACCCGAGGCGCUGCGCCUUAUUCUCCAACGGGAUACGCUGACAGCCAAUGAAGACACCAUUUGUUCGUCGGUUGACAAGUGGGCUGCAAGCGAAUGCUCGCGACGGAACAUGGACGAUUCUUCUGGCAAUCGGCGCGAAGUGUUAGGGCAGACGCUGUUUCUCAUCCGAUUUCCGCUUUUGACCGAUGUUCAGUUGCUGGAUGGACCCGCGCAGAGCGGUUUGUUGCUGCAAUCGGAAGGAUGGGACAUCUACCGUUACAAGAACGCUACAAUCAAGCCGCAGUUGCCGUUCCAUACGGAACCCCGACAAAAUGUGUCCGCUGAAGGUAUCAUUGAUUAUACGAUUCCGGAUGUCAGGGAGCUGGAGAAGAGGGGUAUGGUCAGCGAUCCCAUAACCGUCAGAAAGAUGCUCUGGAGUAUCGAGGUUGAACGGGAUCCUGAGUAUGACGUUCCUAAAAUGGUGUUUUACCUGCGGUGUUCGGGCUGUCCGAAGAUGACUUAUUGGACGUGCCGGGCUCGGGGAGAAAUGCGUCUGCUGCCAUGGAAAACGGGAAUUGCACCGAUUAAGAAAUAUGUAGGCGAAUUGUUCCGCAAGGACAGCUCUUGCUGGGGACACGCCUUUUUGACCAUGGAGGAUUUACUGGAUCCGGCUAAAGGCUAUAUUAAUCCCGCUGACUUCUCCUUGAAACUACAGAUCCAGAUGACUGCUGACUUUCCUACCGUGAUCGAGUGAAUGCGCCUGCAUUGCACGUUUGGAUGUGUUAGGCCAAUAGCGCCCGAAAAUCACGAUAAAAUUGAGUUUUAAAGUACUUACCUUUCAUGUGUCCGGAGGUCGGAGUGGUCGGGACAUGUAAAUCAUUGUGUGUCAGUAUUUGACGAAUUUUGCACCAGUUCUUUCCGUUAGAUUUUCGGGGACCUUAUUAACCUAAUUAGGGGUGCAGGGCACUGCAUGCUUUUAGUUGUAGAUUACUGUUUUCCAAAAAACGUUGCUAUGUUUUUAUAUCUAUACAGUGACAUUUUGAAUCGCAUGGCUAACGUUCCAGGUCCUUUGAUAUUACUGUCGAAAGUGCAGUU
Messenger RNA from Paramacrobiotus metropolitanus, 1583 nucleotides. Its product is annotated as BTB/POZ domain-containing protein 3-like. The record is from RefSeq and is a predicted model, not a curated record. The transcript has 10 exons. The coding region runs from base 28 to 1242 and encodes 404 amino acids. Gene Ontology annotation, molecular function: protein binding. Lineage: Eukaryota; Metazoa; Tardigrada; Eutardigrada; Parachela; Macrobiotidae. Gene Ontology annotation, cellular component: cytosol. Gene Ontology annotation, biological process: neurogenesis.